AUGACGAAAACAACCCUCCCUUCCGCAGUUGGAAGGAACGUUGUCCCCACCUACCCAUCUAUUCCUCUGCUUCGCGGUAUAUGCGGGGGUUGUUCUGAUCUGUCCAUCAUUCUAGGUAAGUACACCAUCAGCGGUCUAGACAUAGGCACUCACGACUCACGACCCGUACCCCGAAGCUCCAAGCUCCAGCACUGCACUCGGCGAAAAACGGGCUCACCUGUGAUCCGGUUCAGUGUCGUCCUUGUCGACGCAAAUGAGCACAAGUCAAACGCUUAUUCUGCAGUUCGUGGUCAAGUUUUGAUUUUUCGACAAUCACUGAACAUGAUGCAAUCAGGGUAUAAUAUUAAUGAUUUGUUUCAAGAAGCUCAAACCCGUUGGCUGAAGCCUGCGGAAGUGCUCUACAUAUUACAGAACCAUGAAAAGUUCAAGCUCGCCCCAGAGCCCCCUCAACAGCCUAGUAGUGGAUCUUUGUUUCUAUUUAACAAGAGGGUCCUUCGGUUCUUCCGUAGAGACGGGCACCAUUGGCGUAAAAAGAAGGAUGGAAGAACCGUUGGUGAAGCACAUGAACGACUUAAGGUCGGAAAUGCUGAAACUUUAAAUUGUUAUUACGCACAUGGAGAGGACAACCCAAAUUUUCAGAGACGUAGCUACUGGAUGCUAGAUCCGGCAUAUGAGCACAUUGUUCUUGUGCAUUAUAGAGAAAUUAGCGAGGGAAAGUCCAGUACUGGAACUUUUGCACAAUCACCAUUAUCCUCUUCUUCUUUCAGCAAUAGUCCGAGUGAUAAGACUACUCAAAAUAGGGGCUCUAUCUCCAUGAUUAGUGAUUUACAUGAACCUUAUCAGAAUUUAUCAAGUCCAGAUAGUUCAGCUAAGUUUGAUGUUAGUCAAGCUUUGCGACGGCUCGAGGAGCAGUUAAGUUUGAAUGAGGACAGCUUCAAUGAAUUUGUCGAUGAUAAUCCAAAUUCAGAUAUCAUGGACAGGUUCAAUGAAUUUUUGGAUGAUACAAAUGGUUCGGAUAUCCUGGAAGACCAUAGUGAUAUGACCAAUCAGGAUCAGUUUACUGCCUUCCAUGGACCAGAAUAUGUUGUACAUGAUCAGUUCUAUGGUGGACGUGCUCAGAUGCAAGGUAAUGCAAACAAUAGUGGUGAACAUAGUCAAUUCAUUGGUCAGGAAUUUGCAGAUAGAAACAAAGAAUCUGCACCUUGGAAAGAGGUUCUGGAUUCAUGUAAGCCUUCAUCAGUUGUAGAGCCCAAGGAGAAAUGCUUAUACGAAUUGGACACAAAUGAAAAGUUGCCAUCUUCUUUCAGGAGUGGACCAACUGAAGGUCAGGAGCAUUGUCAGUGGUUAAAUUCAGACGGAACUAAUGUUAAAAACUUUUCUUUGUCACUGCCUGAAGAAGUUGACAGUUUCAAGCUUUCUCCAUGUUCUUCUGCGAUGGGAACACAUUCAGACUAUUAUACAUCGUUGUUUGAGCAAGGCCAGACUGGAACUCUUGAUUCAGAUAUCAGUUUGACUGUUGCACAAAAGCAAAAGUUUACAAUUCGGGAAAUAUCUCCAGAAUGGGGUUAUGCCACUGAGGCUACAAAGGUCAUCAUUGUUGGAUCUUUUCUGUGUGAUCCAUCAGAAUCUGCAUGGAGUUGUAUGUUUGGUGACAUUGAAGUCCCUGCUCAGAUCAUUCAGGACGGUGUACUCCAUUGUGAAGCUCCUCCUCACCUUUUUGGGAAGGUGACUAUCUGCAUUACUUCAAGCAACCGGGUGUCCUGCAGUGAAGUCAGAGAGUUUGAGUAUCGAGUUAAGAGCAGUAGUGGUACUAGUAACUCGCCUCCAACAGAAACUACCAAGAGUGCUGAAGAGCUGUUAUUACUUGUCAGGUUCGUUCAAAUGCUCAUGUCUGAUUCAUCAAUGCAGAACAGAGAUAGUGUUGAACCUGAGACCCUGAGGAGAUUGAAAGCUGACGAUGAUUCGUGGGAUAGUAUCAUUGAGGCUUUAUUACUCGGCAAUGGAAGUGCAUCUAGUAACAUAUAUUGGCUUUUGGAAGAGCUUUUGAAAGACAAGUUGCAGCACUGGCUUUCUUCCAGAUCCCAUGGACUUGACCAGACAGGUUGUUCCUUGUCCAAGAAAGAGCAAGGGAUAAUACACAUGGUUGCUGGUUUGGGCUUUGAGUGGGCCUUAAACUCAAUACUAAGUUGUGGAGUCAAUAUUAAUUUCCGUGACAUAAAUGGAUGGACUGCUCUGCAUUGGGCCGCUCGUUUUGGAAGGGAAAAGAUGGUUGCUGUACUUAUAGCUUCCGGUGCAUCAGCUGGAGCAGUGACGGAUCCCAAUUCCCAAGAUCCAAUUGGCAAAACUCCGGCAUCUAUUGCAGCCAUCAGUGGGCAUAAGGGACUUGCAGGCUAUCUUUCAGAGGUCUCAUUAACUAGCCAUCUGUCAUCCCUUACACUGGAAGAAAGUGAGCUUUCUAAAGGCUCUGCUGAGGUUGAAGCAGAAAUAACUGUAAACAGCAUCUCAAACAGAAGCCUUCAGGGCAAUGAGGAUCAGGCCUCACUUAAAAACACCUUGGCCGCUGUCCGGAAUUCAGCUCAGGCUGCGGCACGCAUACAAUCUGCUUUCCGAGCACAUUCUUUCAGAAAACGAAGACAGAAAGAAGCUGGUGUUAGUAUAGAUGAUUAUGGUAUCAGUUCAGAUGACAUUCAAGGGCUUUCAGCGAUGUCAAAGCUAGCCUUUCGUAACCCACGUGAUUACAAUUCAGCUGCAGUAUCUAUUCAGAAGAAAUAUCGAGGCUGGAAAGGUCGCAAGGAUUUCCUGGCUUUGCGCCAGAAAGUUGUAAAGAUACAGGCGCAUGUGAGAGGGUAUCAGGUCAGGAAGCACUACAAGGUAAUUUGCUGGGCUGUUGGAAUCCUGGACAAAGUUGUACUAAGAUGGCGAAGGAAAGGAGUUGGUUUGCGUGGUUUUCGGCAUGAAACACAGUCCAGUGAAGAAAGUGAAGAUGAAGAUAUUCUCAAGGUGUUCCGCAAACAGAAAGUGGAUGGAGCCAUUGAAGAGGCUGUCUCGCGGGUACUGUCCAUGGUUGAGUCUCCAGAGGCACGCCAGCAGUAUCAUCGCAUGCUGGAGAGGUACCAUCAAGCUAAGGCUGAACUAGGUGGCACUAGUGGUGAAGCAGAUGUACCGAAUUCCCUUGAUGAUACAUUCAAUGUAGAAGACAUUGAUAUGUAUCAGUUUCCCUAG
Molecule: messenger RNA, 3222 nt
Organism: Prunus armeniaca (apricot)
Lineage: Eukaryota; Viridiplantae; Streptophyta; Magnoliopsida; Rosales; Rosaceae
Source: the annotation of a GenBank genome assembly